This is a messenger RNA of Gryllus bimaculatus (two-spotted cricket), 8404 nucleotides long. The record is from the annotation of a GenBank genome assembly. Lineage: Eukaryota; Metazoa; Arthropoda; Insecta; Orthoptera; Gryllidae.
GUCAGCAAUCAAAGGUCUUCAGAUGAGCGGCCUCAACAUCGUAUCUGUGACUGACAACACCCCUGUGUCUUGGAAUCCACCUCGUGCCAGAAAGCAACGAAAAUUGUGAGAAUGUGCUCCGAAUUUUUUGAGAUAUAUUCUGUUUUUGGACAAUAAUUUAAACAACAGAAUGAAGUUGUGUGAAUUGAAAAAAUGUAGGAAUUAUAUUGUUUUGUAAUGUUAUUAGAUAAACAUUAAACUGGAAUUUGUUGUACUAAUUUUGUGGUAAUUUGCACCUUCUCAUCACUUUGAUUUGUAUGUUACCAUGAGAGUGUCGCAGUCUCAGACACAAGUGGUUAGCCUUUAUGCAAGCUCUUUGGUGGUUCAGAGGCUACGUUUCACUUUUAUAGGAAGUUUUAAGGCACAAAAGUCGAUAUUCCUCAUAGGGAAUAUUUGCAGAAAUAAGAAGAAAAAUCCCAUCAUAAUAGUGUUUUCUGUUGUGGUAAUUUUUCAAACGACGAAUAUUGUAUUUAUUUUGUAAAUACUUGGAAAAUAGAAUUAUUUUAGCGUGAGCGUAUUUUCGGAGGUGCACGGCAUUCAAGUCUGGCACGUAACCUGCGCUAAGCAUGCUGGGUAGUGGCCUGGGAGGAAGAAGGCAAUAUGGCCGGUUGUAGUGCAAUGCAGUUAAGUAGGGAGGAGUGACGAAUAUGUGGUUCGAUGAUUCGCGAUUUAAAUAUUUGUGUGUAAUUUAGUUUUGAGGAGUUGGAGUUAACAUCGUAAACUAUAAUUCGCUGUUUUUAUACUGAUAUAUAGCUAAUUUUUAAUAAUAGUUCCUUUCGCCUAAAGAGACACGAGUCGUGUGAAUUUGGCAAGAUGGCAGCUAAAGAGCUGUGACGAAGGGAAAAUCUUUCGUGAACUUGGUGUUUUCUGUGCAUUUAUUGAGCUCCAAUGUUACAUUUAGGAGAAGAUUAGUAACACCCAAAUAGGAUUUUUGGAUUUUCGUGAGAUAAUCAGUUUUUAAUAUAUUAUUUUGUCGAGGAGCAAUAGGUUCUUGACCAAGACCAUGCGACAGGAUUCGGGCGAAGAGAGUGGGCCAGAAUCUGCUUCUGAAUCGGAGAAGAAUUCCGGUUCAGGUUCAGACAAUGAUUCUAAAAGUUCAGAAUCAUCCAAGUCAGGGUCGGGGUCUGGUUCUGGUUCAGGAUCUGACAGCUCUUCAGAGUCUUCAAAGUCAGGUUCAGGGAGUGGGAGUGGUAGUGGUUCAGGAUCAGAUGACAAAUCUUCACCUGAAAAAAGUGAGCCUAGCCCCCCCAAGGUUCAUGUGAAGAAAUCUGAGGCAUGUGCGGACCUUAAGCAGGUAAAGAAGAGCAGCCCAUCUUCCAGUGUUUCAUCUGAGUGUUGGGAGGAAAAUCCAGAUGUCUAUGGAAUUCGCCGUUCAGGGAGAUCCAGAAAAGAACCUGAAAGGUUAAAUGCUGCAGAAAGUGAUUCUAGUGACAAAGGAAAACGUAGAGCUACUGUUAGGAAGGCAAGAAAAAGUAGAUCAGACACAUGGAAUUCAGAAUCAUCAGAUUCUGAAGAUGAAAAGGCUCCUCCUCCCAGAAGCAAACCUCCAUCCCGCAAAGGAAUACCUUCAAAACCCCGACAGAGAGUGGAAACUACUAGAAAGAGACGUAAAUAUAGCGAAACAUCAGAAGAAUCAAGUUUCAACAGUGAUGAAAAUGAUUCACACAGUGCCAGUGUAUCGAGACAUGGAAAUCGUCGGGUUGCUGCCGGUGUUAGUUAUAAAGAAGCAAGCGAUGAUAAGACUGACUCUGAUGAUUUAGUAGAAGUAGAUUGGACAGAAACUACACCAGCUGAGCCUGACAAUGCGGAAACAAUCGAGAAAAUAAUUGCCCAACGACGUGGAAAAAUUGGAGUCACAGGAAAUCAGACUACUAUUUAUGCUGUUGAAGAAAAUGGUGAUCCUAAUAAGGAUUGUGAUCCCAAUGACUUGGAAAGCACAGAACCACAGUUUCUCAUUAAAUGGAAAGGAUGGUCACAUAUUCAUAACACAUGGGAAUCUGAAAAGUCUCUCAAGGAUCAAAAGAGCCCAUUGAGACGUUCGUUUGGAGCAGCGGAAGAUGUGGGUUUACGAAGCGAACAUAUUAAGGUAAAAGGUUUGAAGAAACUAGAAAAUUUUAUAAAACGGGAAGAAGAAUUAGUUAUAUGGAGACAACUUGCCACUCCAGAGGAUAUAGACUAUUACGAAUGUCAACUUGAAUUGCAAAAUGAAUUGCUGAAAAGCUACAAUAAUGUGGAGAGAAUAAUAGCAGAGUUUAGGAAACCAGAAGGAUCAAAUUCAGAUUACUAUAUCAAAUGGGAAAGCUUACCAUAUUCUGAAGCUACUUGGGAAGAUGGCUCGUUGAUUGUAAAGAAAUGGCCAAAGAAAAUUCAAGAAUUUCAAGAGCGUGAGGAAUCUAAAAGAACUCCUUCCAAACAUUGUCGUGUCUUGAAACAUCGACCUAAAUUUGUACCAGUUAAAUCGCAGCCUGAAUAUAUGGGCGGUGAUCAGGUGCUAACAUUGAGAGAUUACCAGUUAGAUGGAUUAAACUGGCUUAUUCAUUCAUGGUGCAAAGAAAAUUCAGUAAUAUUAGCGGAUGAAAUGGGUCUAGGAAAGACAAUUCAGACAAUAUGCUUUUUGUACUAUCUCUUUCAUGCUUAUCAAUUGUAUGGGCCUUUCCUUGUGGUAGUGCCUUUAUCUACUAUGACAUCAUGGCAACGAGAAUUUAGCCAGUGGGCUCCAGAAAUGAACAUUGUAACUUACUUGGGAGAUGUUACUUCACGUGACAUUAUUCGACAAUACGAAUGGUGUUUUGCAAGUUCUAAGAGGUUAAAAUUUAACGCCAUAUUGACUACAUAUGAAAUUGUUCUAAAAGAUAAAGUAUUUCUUGGAAGUGUGAGUUGGGCAGCUUUAUUAGUAGAUGAAGCUCACAGACUUAAAAACGAUGACUCAUUGCUUUAUAAAGCUCUCAUGGAAUUUGAAACAAAUCACAGACUUUUAAUUACUGGAACUCCUCUACAAAAUAGCCUUAAAGAGUUGUGGAGUCUUCUUCAUUUUAUUAUGCCUCAUAAGUUCAGUUCUUGGGAAGAAUUUGAAAAAGAUCAUGCAAAUUCUGCACAGAAGGGUUACUCCAAAUUACAUAAACAGUUGGAACCAUUCAUCCUUCGUAGAGUUAAAAAAGAUGUGGAAAAAUCAUUGCCAGCAAAGGUGGAACAAAUUCUUCGUGUAGAGAUGACUUCUCUCCAAAAGCAGUAUUACAAGUGGAUUCUGACAAAAAAUUAUAAUGCUUUAAGGAAAGGUACUAAAGGAUCAUCAACUUCAUUUCUGAAUAUUGUUAUAGAGUUGAAGAAGUGUUGUAAUCAUUCCUACCUUAUAAAGCCUGCUGAUCCUGAUCAGCGAAACAACCAAGAUGAACAUAUCCGGGAAUUGAUACGUGGAUCUGGGAAACUCGUUCUGUUGGAUAAGUUGUUGAUACGCUUGAAAGAAACUGGUCAUCGUGUACUCAUCUUCUCUCAAAUGGUGCGGAUGUUGGACAUAAUUGGGGAAUAUCUGCAGCUCCGUCACUUUUCCUUCCAAAGAUUAGAUGGAAGCAUUAAAGGAGAACUGCGUAAACAAGCAUUGGAUCAUUUUAAUGCUGAAGGUUCUCAGGAUUUUUGUUUUCUCCUUUCUACUCGAGCUGGUGGUUUAGGUAUAAAUUUGGCUACAGCUGAUACUGUAAUUAUUUUUGAUUCGGAUUGGAAUCCUCAAAAUGAUUUACAAGCACAAGCACGAGCUCACAGAAUUGGACAGAAGAAUCAGGUGAAUAUAUAUCGUCUUGUAACUCGAAGCUCUGUGGAAGAAGAAAUUGUUGAAAAAGCUAAGCAGAAAAUGGUACUAGAUCAUUUAGUUAUUCAGAGAAUGGAUACAACUGGACGAACGGUUUUGGAUAAGAAAUCUUCCAGUUCAUCAACUCCGUUUAAUAAGGAAGAGCUAACAGCAAUAUUAAAAUUUGGUGCUGAGGAAUUGUUUAAAGAGAAAGAAGAUGAUGGUGAUGAAGAACCUACAUGUGAUAUUGAUGAAAUUCUUCGAAGAGCUGAAACUAGGGAUGAAGCACCAGCAACAGUAGGAGAUGAACUUCUGUCUGCAUUUAAAGUUGCUAGUUUUGUAGCUAUUGAUGAAGAUGCAGACAUUCCACCUGUUAAACAUGAAGAAGUUGAUGAAGAAAGUAAAGACUGGGAUGAAAUAAUUCCUGAAACAAUUCGUAAAAAAGUAGAGGAAGAAGAAAGGCAAAAGGAAAUGGAUGAUUUGUAUUUGCCUCCUAGAAGCCGAAAGACCUUACAACAAAUUAACGACUCCGACAGUGAUGGUGAAGGAAAGGGAAAGAAAAAAAAGAAGAGAAAUGAAGAAUCUGACACCAGCGAUGGAGGAAGUGAUGAUGAACGACCAAGAAGAAGAGGAAGACCACCUCUACAACCUCGUGAAGUUAUUAAAGGUUUUACUGAUGCAGAAAUUCGAAGAUUCGUGAAGAGUUAUAAGAAAUUCCCUGCUCCGCUGAAAAGGCUAGAAGCUGUAGCAUGCGAUGCUGAAUUGCAAGAAAAGCCAUUAGCAGAACUUCGACGUUUGGGUGAAAUGUUACGUGAUAGAUGUAUAGCAGCCAUGGCUGAGAUGCAAGCAGCAGCCAAAGAAGAAGCACUGAAUGAAGACAGCAAUGCAUCUGGUCCUAAUCAAAAGAAACGUCCAAGAGGUCCUUCAUUCAAGCUUGGAGGCGUACCUGUUAAUGCUAAAAGUUUAAUGGCAUGUGAGAAAGAACUGGAAGCAUUAGAUGUUCUUUUACCUCGUGAACCAGAGGAAAGAAAGAAAUGGGUGUUAGAUGCAAGGGUAAAACCAGCAAAUUUUGAUGUUGAAUGGACUCUUGCUGAUGACUCAAGAUUGCUUGAAGGAGUUUAUCAGUAUGGCCUAGGUUCAUGGGAAGCUAUCAAAAUGGAUCCUUCGUUGGGUAUAGCUGAUAAAAUUUUGGCAAAUGAAGACAAAAAGCCGCAAGCAAAGCAUUUGCAACAGCGUGCAGAUUAUUUAUUACGAAUUUUACAAAGGCAACUGGAUGGCACAGGUCCUAAGUCUGGUAGACAGGUCAAUGGUGCUGCAAAGCCUAGGCGAGAAAGGAAAAAGGCAAAUACCUCAAAAGAAAAAGUUCCUCUUACUGCUGCCAUUGUGGAAGAUGGUUUAAGUUCAAAUGAAGAUAAUACAAAUACAUCUGUAAGUACUCUGCCAGCUCCAGUCAAAAAACCACCAAAGAAACCACCUAUAGAAAAACCUGCAAAACCAAAAUCUGAAGCUGAAGAUGGCAAAAGUGAAGAUGAUGAGAAAGAGAAAGAUAUUUCCAAAGACGAUAAAAAAGAUAAAAAGAAAGAAAAGAAGGAGAAAAAAGAAAAGAAAGAGUCUAAAAAGAAGAAAAAGCAACAAACAACGGGACCCAUGCACUUUACUGCUAAUAGUGAACCACGUGCAUUGGAAAUUAUUGGUGAUUUGGAUCCUGCAGUUUUUAAUGAGUGUAAAGAGAAGAUGCGACCAGUUAAAAAAGCUCUGAAGGCAUUGGACAGUCCUGAUAGCCAGCUGUCAGAACAAGAGCAAUUAGUUUACACAAGACAAUGUUUGCUUCAAAUUGGGGAUCAAAUUAAUCAUUGCUUGACAGAGUAUAAAGAUCCUGACCAGAUUAAAGAAUGGAGGAGCAACCUUUGGUAUUUUGUAUCAAAAUUUACUGUGUUUGAUGCAAAGAAGUUAUUUAAGUUAUAUAAACAUGCAGUUAAAAAAGAUCAGGAACGUAAAGUACCAGAGAAAAAGCCUAAGCUUGAAAAAACAGAAAAGGAGGAAAUCUCUCGAGAUUCAAAAGAUGCAGGUCAUAGUAAGGCUACAAAUAAACGGAAACUGGAUGAGGAUAGGGAAACUGAAUCCCAGUCUCCAAAUAAAAAAUUGUAUCAAUCUUCAGAAUCCAGCCGCACCCAUGACAAAGAAGAGAAGAAUCGAGAUAAAGAAAGAAGUAAAAAGAACAGUGAAAGGGAGCAAAGUCGGGCAACAUCUCGAGAAAAGGAUCGAGACCACGACAGGGAACGAGAAAGAGAGAGAGAUAGAAGUAAAGAAGGAAUGAGGGUACGGCGAGAUAGUGAGGGUAGCCAUGUCUCAACACCUCAAAGAAAUAGGGAUGUCAAUGGACCUACCACACCUCAGAAGAAUAGUGGUCACCAAACACCUUAUGCUGGACGCCAUGAUUUUCCACCUGGAAGUGAGAGAUCUGGUACAAGUCCUCAUGGAGGUAGACAUCCAGGUGGAGCGAUGGCUGCAGAUGUAGAUCGUUGGCCUAGUGGUUCACAGUCAAGGGACAGGUUUGGUAAAGAUCACCCAAGAGAAAGAUUUGAUGGAUAUCAGAGAAUGCAAAGUACAAGUUCAGGUUCUGGCAGUUACCACAGAGAUAGAAAUCAUCGUAUGAUGGACAAAAGAAGGUUUCAUCAAGGCCCAUCUAAUUACGGUGGACAUUAUGGCCCUCAGUCAUCAUAUCCUAUGGGGCCUGGAUCAUAUCCCCCUGGUGACAUUCCACCAUCUUCCCACUUUCCACGAGAAAGGUUCCCUGGACCAAUGGUUGGAGGUCCAGGAGGAAAUUUUCCUGAAUGGAGAGGAAAAGAGAGAGACUACAGAAGGGAUUAUGACAGGAGACCUCCACCUAAUUCAUAGUAGUGGAUGUGCUGUGUGUAGAAAUGUGUAUGUGUUGUACAUAAUAUGGAUUGUCAAGUUUUGUGUAUAUGUGGAAGAGGAUAAGUUCAAGAACUUGUGAUUAGUGAAAGUCUUGAGCAAAUCUGAUUGUUUACGGGAUGUACUUUGUAAAAUUAUUCAAAUUUUACAGAGAAAAUUGUAUAAAGGUGUUGGAUAUGAUUUUUGCCUUCCUUUUUAUCAAGGACAAGGAAUCGUUUGGUUCAAAUAUAUCUGAAAAGAGCUUUGUUUAUAUGGAACUUAAUAUAUUUGUGUGCAGAUGUAAAUGUAUAUUGUACAGAGACUUUAUUUGUGAAAUCUGACAAAAAACACCUAGAAUUAAGUGUGUGUUUUGUGAAUCAUUGUGCAUUAUUGUGCUCAGAUAAUGUAAGUUUACUUACGUCCAAUAAUGCUUGACAAUGUUGCAUAAUGUUUGCAGUGAGGGUUCGGUUCAUUUGUAGAAGUAGCUUGUUGUGUGGUGAUAUAGUUGUUUCAAGAAUAAUGGAAUCAUUGGAACAUUAAAGAUCAUGUUGUGAUGAGUAAGUACUGAUCACCUGUGAUCCAGAUGACUACCAGCAUGGGGAAAUGUGCAAGCAGACAUUUUAAAUAUCUAUAGUACUGAAGAUCUGAUUUAUAUAAAGUUGUAAAUAUGUGCUGAAACAAACUGAAAAUGGUGUUUUUGUCAGUAUUAAUUGUAAUCCUUAAAGUAAACUAACAUACAGGCAGUGGUGUUGAUUUUAUUAUUUUCGUAUAUGUGGAUUCACAACUGUAUUCCACAGCCCCACCAUCAUAAUUGCAGAUUAUGUACUGUUAACUGCACAAACAGGACCUUCUUGUAUAAGCAUUUUAUCAUCAAAAUACAAGAUGGUUAUUAGCACUGAAUCAUAAUGGACUUGGCCCUUUUUUGUUGGACUAGAUCACAAAUGAAUCAUUCCUUGUAUAUGAAUUAUAAGAUAUAUUUAUUUUCAAUAAAGUGCCAGUAACAGUUACUGAGGUGUAUUUAAUCUGUACCUAAAAAUCAUGGUGUGAUAAAAAUUAAGACUAAAUUAUAUGUAGAGAAAACAUAAAAACGUGUGGACUUAUUUGCGUACUAGUGUGGAAAAAAUGUUUGGAUUUUUUAAUUAAAUUUAACAUAUUAGGUGAAAUUGUUGCAAUGUGGUUGUUACACUUCCUGUAAUCCUAAUUGUCUGAGGCUACAUCUUAAUAUUAUUUAAGUGUGAUGAAACAAUAAUUUGGUUUAGUGAGCAAAAAUUUAAGAUGUUUCGGAUAGUGCUGAGGAAUCUUUAUUUCAAAAUUUUUAUUUUAUGGUGAAAUGUAAAUGUACUGUAUUUACCUGCAUAUAAGUCUACUUUUGCUGCAGUAUCUCAUUUGAGAAAUAUGGAGGUUCGUUAAAUUUCCUGCAUAAGCCUUCUCUGUUAAAAUUUGUGUUUUACAUUGUCUUUCCAUGUUGCAAAUCUCAUGAAUGUUGAAGUAACAAAAAGCUGCUAAGUCAAUAAAAAUACUACACAUAUCUAUAAUAACUAAUUAUAUUCACAGAAAUUCACCUUUGCAUUCUCUGCAAAUUUGCGCACCAAUUCAGUCUGAUAUUUUUGAAGGAGCCAGUAAAAUGAGAAUCUCAGAUUGGAAUUGUGUCUAGUGAAACAAAACAUGAAAAUGAAUAAAAAUCAUUGC